Molecule: messenger RNA, 1928 nt
Organism: Lucilia cuprina (Australian sheep blowfly)
Lineage: Eukaryota; Metazoa; Arthropoda; Insecta; Diptera; Calliphoridae
Product: dihydrolipoyl dehydrogenase, mitochondrial
Exons: 5
Coding region: 153-1667 (504 amino acids)
Cellular component (GO): oxoglutarate dehydrogenase complex; mitochondrion
Molecular function (GO): flavin adenine dinucleotide binding; dihydrolipoyl dehydrogenase (NADH) activity
Source: RefSeq, a predicted model, not a curated record
UGACAGAUUUCAUUUUUUUGCUUAUUGCAUUUCGUCACAACGGGUUUUUCUAUACGAAAAUCAAGAAUUUUUCUUGAACGACCGGGCGGUGUGUGUAGUAAUAUUAAUUAAUUAUAAAAAAUUGAGUUUUAAAACAAAAUUUAAUAAAAAAAAUGCAGUGCACGCUACGCAACGCUUUAAGUUAUGCCAUCAAGACACCUUUGCGCUCCAAUAGUGCUAUAUUGGGUGCCUUGAAUGUACGUUUUUAUUCCAACACACACGAAGCCGAUUUGGUUGUUAUCGGCUCUGGCCCAGGUGGUUAUGUAGCUGCCAUUAAAGCUGCCCAAAUGGGCAUGAAGACUGUCAGUGUUGAAAAGAAUCCUACCUUGGGUGGCACCUGCCUCAACGUCGGCUGCAUUCCCUCCAAAGCUUUACUCAACAACUCUCAUUACUAUCAUAUGGCACAUUCUGGUGAUUUGGCCAAUCGUGGUAUCAAUGUUGGCAGUGUUAGCUUGGAUUUGGAAAAACUUAUGGGACAAAAAGCCAAUGCUGUCAAAGCUUUAACUGGUGGCAUUGCUCAGUUGUUCAAAAAGAACAAGGUAACACAAUUGACUGGUUUGGGUACUAUUGUAGGACCCAAUGAGGUUAAAGUUGUCAAGGAUGAUGGUUCUGAGGAGACAAUUAAUGCCAAAAACAUAAUGAUUGCCACUGGCUCUGAAGUCACACCCUUCCCUGGCAUUACCAUCGAUGAGGAAGUGAUUGUUUCAUCUACAGGUGCUUUGGCUUUGAAACAGGUACCCGAAAAAAUGAUUGUUAUUGGUGCUGGUGUUAUUGGUUUGGAAUUGGGUUCGGUGUGGUCUCGUUUGGGUGCCCAAGUUACUGCUGUUGAAUUCAUGAAUACCAUCGGUGGUGUAGGCAUUGAUGGUGAAGUCUCAAAAACUUUCCAAAAGAUCUUGACCAAACAAGGUUUCGAAUUCAAAUUGGGCACUAAAGUCAUGGCUGCCGAACGUAAUGGCAACACUGUCACCGUUCAAGUAGAAAAUGCCAAAUCUGGUGAAAAGGAAGAACUCACCUGCGAUGCUCUUUUGGUUUCUGUUGGUCGUCGUCCCUUCACCGAAGGCUUAGGCUUGGACAAUGUUGGCAUUGUUAAGGAUGAUAGAGGUCGCAUUCCCGUCAACAAUCUCUUCCAAACUGUUGUCCCCAACAUCUAUGCUAUCGGUGAUUGUAUUCAUGGUCCCAUGUUGGCUCACAAAGCUGAAGAUGAGGGUAUUAUCUGCGUUGAAGGCAUGAAUGGUGGUCACGUUCACAUUGACUACAACUGUGUACCCUCAGUUGUUUACACUCAUCCCGAAGUUGCGUGGGUUGGCAAGUCCGAAGAAGCUUUGAAGGAAGAAGGUGUAGAAUACAAAGUAGGCAAAUUCCCCUUCUUGGCUAACUCUCGUGCCAAGACCAACAAUGAAACCGAUGGUUUCGUUAAAGUAUUGGCUGAUAAGGCUACAGAUCGUGUGCUGGGCACACACAUCAUUGGUCCCUCUGCUGGUGAACUUAUCAAUGAAGCUGUUUUGGCUAUGGAAUAUGGUGCUGCUGCUGAAGAUGUUGCCCGUGUCUGCCAUGCCCAUCCUACCUGCGCUGAGGCUUUGCGUGAGGCCAACGUAGCUGCCGCCUUUGGCAAACCCAUUAACUUUUAAUUUCUCUACACUUCAACCCUGCCUUUCUGAUCCUUUAAUUUAAUACAUUUUUACUUCUCUUUUCUCACUCUGUCCUCCUCCUAACCCCCUCAAAAAUGCCUUAAGUUAUUGCGGAAAACAUACGAAAACUUUUUAAACUUUUUUUUGUGUAAAUUAUUUCAAAAACAUAUGAAACUCAUUGUGAAAAGAGAUAAAAACGAUUUAAAAACGUAAUUCUUAAUAAAUAUUAAAACUAAAUAAAACGCCUAGCGUGAGACCACA